Messenger RNA from Eutrema salsugineum, 462 nucleotides. RefSeq names its product MATH domain and coiled-coil domain-containing protein At3g58210. NCBI's taxonomy places the organism in Eukaryota, Viridiplantae, Streptophyta, Magnoliopsida, Brassicales, Brassicaceae. Bases 1 to 462 code for a protein of 153 amino acids. The record is from RefSeq and is a predicted model, not a curated record. The transcript is spliced from 2 exons.
AUGUGGAACGGUGAUGGAACCGUGGACGUCAAUGGCUUUCGAGUUUUCUAUUCAGAGGUGGAUUAUGUGAGGAGAAUCUUUGAAAGACACCCAGAAACCGCGUCGAAUAUUCGUCCAAAGAACCAACUGGUGAAGAAUGCUUAUAUGAAUAACCUCCUCGACCUCAUCGACAUAAUUUGCUUAGCUCCUCAGGAGCUCACAGAGGAGGAACUAAGAGAUGCAGAGAACACGCUUUUGGAUCUGGUAGGGGUAGGUUUCGAGUUGGAUUGGUUGAAGAGGAAGCUGGAGGAGCUUUGCGUGAAGAAGAAGAAAAUGGAAGCACGUGGGGCCCGCAUGAGAGAACUCGACAGAAUGAUCGUGGAACAGAGACAGGUGUUGCUUGAGCUUGAAGCCGAACUGAAGAAUGAAGAGAACGAGGCUGUUUCCGACAGUGCUCGACUUGGUUUUGAGGAUGUUGUUUGA